CUAUCUCAGUUUUUUUACUUUUUAAUAAUAACCAUUCUGACUGGUGUGAGAUAGUAUUUCAUUGUGGUUUUGGUUUGCAAUUUUUAAAUAGUGUUAAGAAUAAUAAUAACCUAUUUCAGUCCUGGUUUCACAGCUCUGUAAUUAUAGGCAAGUUAUACUUCUAGUAUCUGCUUUCUUCCUUUGAAAAAUGAUAAUGAUGAUACCAACUUCAUAUAGUUUUAAGAUUUUUAUAAAGGAAGAGUAUAUAAAGCACAUAGCACAGUGCUUAGCAUAUAGAAAAUACUCAACAAAUGUUAGUUAUCUUCCAUUUUUAUCUUCAUUUUCCUGGUGUAUUUUAAUUCUGAAAUAAUUUGUAAAUUAGUUCUAAGUCACUUUAAGAAAAGUGCUAAUCCCGUAAGAAAUAUGUUUAAAAUAGUGAAUAUUUUCCUGUAGUAAGUCAAAAUAAUCAGAAAUGUUUUUAAUGCCCAUCAAAUAUUUUAGUUUAAUUUGCAUUGUUCUAAUUUAGGUAUGUGUAGCUCAAGCACUUAGAACAGAUUUUUAUAACUAUUUGACCUUUUUUCCAUAUUAGGAUAAAAAGUAGAUAAGCAUGUUUCUAUUUAUUCUAAUUUCUAUACUCUUUUGAGAUCAUAUUUGACCUUCAGUGUUUCUCUGAAUAGAUUUGGGUACAGUAGUGUUAGUUCUGUUGCUUUGUACAGUUAAAUACAUCAAACUCAGCAAUUUUUUGUGGGUAUGGUGGGGAUGGGAGAGAUUCGUAAAUGAUUUCUAACUUCUGUUAAUUAAAAUAUAACUAUGUAUUUUAGAGAGAAAUUAGUAGUCAUAUCACUUGAGUUCAUGAAGACUUGGCAGUUUUUUAAUAAUUAAUAAGUUUUUUCUUCCAAAGAGCAUUAGAUUACUGCUGACUUUUUAGUGUCAUAGUGCCUUGUGGUAGUUUCUUUACAGGGUUUACAGGAGUAUACCAGUUUAUUUUUUCUGUCCUGUCCAUACAAAAUAAUCCUUACAAAUGCUAUAAGGAGAAUAACUUGAGAAGUUCAUAAAUGCCUUAAUAUAUUAUAAAGAUCGGUCAGUUCCAUUGUCUUCUUUUGUCAGUCUUGAUCGGAGCUUGCCGAGUAAGUCUAUAAGCCUGCAUGUGCCUGGCAACUGUUACCUAGUGACAGUUUCAGCUGCAGUAGCCAUUGGCUGUGCUGUUGAUUGGGGCAGGAGGGCCGAGUCACCUUUCUGAUGGUGAGUUUUUCUGCAUCAGCCCAGGAUGAUGAUGAGGAGGAGGGCUUGGGCUCAGGUGGAGGCAUUGAUGCUGAGAGAUUGUGAAGAAUAUACUGACAGCAUCCUUGUAACUGCAUCACAGUAAAUCGGACUUCUGAAUCAAGCAGCCCAGCCUAGCAGCUGAUAAGAGUGAAUGUAGGUGAGAAGCAUUACCUUAUUCCUGUAACAAGAGAACUAUUUUGUGAUAAGUGAAACUAGGAAUGUACAAGAAGAAAUAUCCUAUGGCUAUUACAAAAGCAGAAGGACUUGCCUGAAUGACUUGGUGGUGCACCAGAAAAUAACUUUCAGAAGAAUGCUUUCUAUUAAGCUGCUGCAUUGUUCCUGGAGGAAUUGUUUUUAUUUCUAAUGCAUGUUAUUUCUUCAAAAGAUAAGAUAACAAAGAAUGACAAGAGACUCUCUGAAAUGACUUUACUUUUAAAAAGUACUUUGACAAAUGUUAACCUGAUAUCAGAAUGACCUUGGAAGCAUUUUGGAUGGAUUCUGUCCUGCCAGCCUUGCAAUAUUUCAAACUCUAGGAUUUAAACUCAUCUUGAUACUUUAGAGGUAUUUAAAAAUAAGACUAUCUUGCAACCUACCUAAUGGCCCCCGUAUUAAUUGAGCACUUGCUCAAAAUAGAAUACAGAAAUAGAAGAGGUAUUUUUUAACAUAUGGCUGCUACAUAACUGCAAAUGUAAUAAACAAGCUGAGGUGUGUCACUGCUGAACUGAGGCUGAUGAAGAGACUUGAGCACUCUCUGGGACUCUCAGCUGUGACAGAAGCACUGACACUGUCUACUGAAGCAGGUUCUGAAACACUGAUGUGCAGUGUUUAACAGGACACCUGCUUGCUGUAGCCAAGUCUGCAGGCAUCUUUAAUUUCCAAGCCAUGAAUGAUUCCAGGUGGACUGAAUGGAGGAUCCUGAACAUGAGCAGUGGCAUUGUGAAUGUGUCCGAGCAUCACUCCUGCCCACUUGGAUUUGGUCACUACAGUGUGGUGGAUGUCUGCAUCUUUGAGACAGUGGUUAUUGUGUUGCUGACAUUUCUGAUCAUUGCUGGGAAUUUAACAGUUAUCUUUGUCUUUCAUUGUGCUCCACUGUUACAUCAUUAUACUACCAGCUAUUUCAUUCAGACAAUGGCAUAUGCUGAUCUUUUCGUUGGAGUUAGCUGCUUGGUUCCUACUCUCUCACUUCUCCACUACUCUACAGGUGUCCACGAGUCAUUGACUUGCCAGGUUUUUGGAUAUAUCAUCUCAGUUCUAAAAAGUGUUUCUAUGGCAUGUCUUGCUUGCAUCAGCGUGGAUCGUUAUCUUGCAAUAACCAAGCCUCUUUCCUACAAUCAACUGGUCACUCCUUGUCGCCUGAGAAUUUGCAUUAUUUUGAUCUGGAUCUACUCCUGCCUAAUUUUCUUGCCUUCCUUUUUUGGCUGGGGGAAACCUGGUUACCAUGGUGACAUUUUUGAAUGGUGUGCCACCUCUUGGCUCACCAGUGCCUAUUUUACUGGCUUUAUUGUUUGUUUACUUUAUGCUCCUGCUGCCUUUGUUGUCUGCUUCACUUACUUCCACAUUUUCAAAAUUUGCCGUCAGCACACCAAAGAGAUAAAUGACCGAAGAGCCCGAUUCCCUAGUCAUGAGGUAGAUUCUUCUAGAGAGACUGGACACAGCCCUGACCGACGCUACGCCAUGGUUUUGUUUAGGAUAACCAGUGUAUUUUAUAUGCUGUGGCUCCCCUAUAUCAUCUACUUUCUUCUAGAAAGCUCCCGGAUCUUGGACAAUCCGACGCUGUCCUUCUUAACAACGUGGCUUGCAAUAAGUAAUAGCUUUUGUAACUGUGUAAUAUACAGCCUGUCCAACAGCGUUUUCCGGCUAGGCCUCCGAAGACUGUCUGAGACAAUGUGCACAUCCUGUAUGUGUGUGAAGGAUCAGGAAGCACAAGACCCUAAACCUAGGAAACGGGCUAAUUCUUGCUCCAUUUGAAGAAAGCUAUAGUAAAUCAAAUGUAAUCUGACAGUGGUUUUGGAUCAUAUUCUAGAUUCAUCUGGAAAUUUGCCACCAGAGAAAUAUUUACUUGAAUAGUUGACUAUAAAAUGAAGUAUGAGACUAAAGGUUUCUUUUUUUUUUUUUUUUUUUUUCAUGUAAGAAACUAAAGGGAAGGAUGUAUAGAGGGUUAUCUCAUGAAAUAAUUAUAGCAUGUGAUUAUUAGUGUGCAGUAAUAGGAAAAAUAAGCACCGAGAUGAAAAAAAGUCUCAAAUCUUCUGCAGGACAUGAGCAAGCCCCUCGGCUUGGCGUUUCUUUCUGUCUGACUGUACCCUGCCUCUGUCUUUGUUUCUCAUUUUGUCUUUCUGUGUUCCUCUCACUUUUUGUGGAAGUUAUUACUUACAUAAAUUGCCCUUUGUAGAAAAAAGCUACAUAUUAUAUAUGUGGCAAAGUAUAAUCUUUUGCAUCAAAGUGUACUUUUAAUCACAUUAAUCUACAGUCCAUAAGUGGUCUCUUCAUGGAGGAUGCAAAGUAAGCAUUGCAUUUUAUUACUUGCCAAACAACUCCUUUGUUUGUGUUUUUAUAAUCACUGCGGUAGUUUUUCUGCUACAAACAAAUAGAAACUCGAUUUUUUUGUUUCUUCUGGGUAAAAUGACGUUUGCUUUUCCCCCUUUUCCUAACAAUCUCCUGUUGUUUUUUCUUUUCUCCUCUCUCCUUUUCUUGAUCUGCAUCCAUUGGUACCUUACUUCAGAAGUGUCUUAGCUAAUGAAAGAAUCUACUGUAUAAAGCAUCCAUAAUGUUAAAUAAUUUAUUUCUUCCAGCAAAGCAACCUGGUAGCUUAUUAAAUAUUUUUAAUGGCUUUUGGAAACAUUUUUAUCUGGUUCCUUUUAAAUUAGUUCAUGUGCUUAAAAGUGAUGUCUUUUUUUUGCUAUAGUAAAGCUUUGUUUUUCUUUAGGAAAACCCACUAGUAAUUCUAAUGCUGAUGCAGGAUACUCAUACUCAUCCAGCAGUGAGGUAUUACUCUUAAGGGUAUUUAGAAUGUCCUUUUUAAAAAUAAAUAAAAUAAAACAUGAACCUUUUUGUGUUAGUUCUACGAUAGCUUACUGUGGUGUCCACUAGUCAGUCAUUUGUGUGGUACGUGUUUGCACAUAUUAUAUUUUUUACAGCAAAGAAAAUGUAAAUUAUGUUAUCUGUGCCUAAUGUUUUCUUAGCAAAAUAUAUAGAUCAGUGUUGUUUAAGUUGCCACCAUUGGAAAAAGUAUAUACAAAAACUUAUUUUAAGAGAAAAAUACUUUUGUGUAAUUGUUAGUUAGAUAUUUAUAUUAGACGAAGCUGCAUUUUUAGUGCUGCUGAGAAUAUAAUAUACUUAAUUAUCAAAUACAGGUAAGAGCUGUCAGUAUUUUCUUUUGUAAUGAUCUGUUUUCAGAUGCAGAGAUUAACUUAUUUUUUUGCGUGCUACAUGGGAUUGUGUAAUAAAUUGUCAGGGGUUUAGAUGUAGCAAAGUAGCAUUUGAGGAAUUAGUGAAGCAGGUAUGAGCAGUAAAACAUCUAAAUAUUACUUUUUUACCAUCAGUUUCUUGCCUGAAAGAUAUUUUAAAAUUUAUAUCAAACUACUGAAUAUUUUUCUUCUCAGCAUUUUUUAUUUGUUUUAUGAAAUGCAUUUAAUAAAAUGUGCCUAUGACUCUUCAAGUUAGAAGCCAACCAUGUUUGCACCUUGGUGGUUUGGCUUCAAAGGUCUUUUAGUAGAAAUGUUGUCAUUUUAUUGAGGUUGUUCUGAACCCCUGUAUAUUUUUAAACAUGUAAGAAAGGUUUAAAAUAAAGAAUAAAAUAAUAUUCUAUAUAUCAAAA
This is a messenger RNA of Cebus imitator (Panamanian white-faced capuchin), 5056 nucleotides long. It is a transcript of the gene GPR52, whose product is annotated as G protein-coupled receptor 52. Gene Ontology annotation, biological process: G protein-coupled receptor signaling pathway. The record is from RefSeq and is a predicted model, not a curated record. Bases 2125 to 3210 code for a protein of 361 amino acids. Gene Ontology annotation, cellular component: membrane. Lineage: Eukaryota; Metazoa; Chordata; Mammalia; Primates; Cebidae. The transcript is spliced from 2 exons. Gene Ontology annotation, molecular function: G protein-coupled receptor activity.